Molecule: messenger RNA, 1120 nt
Organism: Rhinopithecus roxellana (golden snub-nosed monkey)
Lineage: Eukaryota; Metazoa; Chordata; Mammalia; Primates; Cercopithecidae
Gene: C2H4orf46
Product: chromosome 2 C4orf46 homolog
Exons: 2
Coding region: 301-639 (112 amino acids)
Source: RefSeq, a predicted model, not a curated record
UAGAAGGCGGGGCGACGCGCACGGCUUCCUGGGAGAUGUAGUCUUCUGUACGCGCGCCGUUGGCGCCCCACUGGAGGCUCGCGCAGGAACCGUGAGCGGCCUAAGGUGAACUGACUCAUAUGAUUGGCUGUCCCGAAAAAUGAAAAGUCUUUGUGGUCCAGGGCUGAGACCCACGAGGAGACGGGGCGGGAUUUCUGGUGGUAAGAGGCGGAGCCUCUCGGCUUUGGGCGCGAGUGGUUAAAAGACAGUUGGUGUCGGUUCGGCUGCUCGGGUCGGAUUCCGCGGUCCCAGCUCUUCCCCAUGGCAGACGCUGAGGAAUUGCAGGUUUCUUCGCCGCCGCCGCCUCCCUCUUCUCCCUCCUCUUCAGACGCCUCUGCAGCAUCUUCCCCGGGCGGCCCAGUGAGUUUGGGCCGGCCAGUUCCGAGCAGGAGCAGCGGCCGAGCGGUGGACCCGCUGGAGGAAGUGGAGCUGCAGAUCGGAGAUGCAGCCUUUUCAUUAACCAAACUUCUUGAAGCCACAUCUGCAGUAUCAGCUCAAGUGGAAGAACUUGCCUUCAAAUGUACUGAAAAUGCACGAUUCCUUAAAACAUGGCGAGACCUCUUGAAAGAAGGCUAUGAUUCUUUGAAACCUGAUGACUAAUUUGGCAUACUUCGUUGUUUAAUAAUGACUGCAAUCAUUCAGACUUCUUAUGUCAUAUUUGUACAUGUACCACACGUAUAGAAUGACCUCUGUCCAGGAGUUCUGUAUAUACUCAGAAUGAAAUUUUUCUUGGUUUUCUUGGCUUUUGUGAAAGCAGAAUACCGAUGCUAUUUUUGUUGUGGACCAGUACUUGUUUGUCCUUAAAUACUUUAUGCCUCUGAACUUUCAUAGAGUCCUUUAUGAAAGUUAACUUCAUCAAUAGAUGGUUAAUAUUAAUAGAGCCACAGUGCUACCAUUAGCAAACUAGGUAGACCAUUAUUUGUUUUGCAACAAAAUGCUAAGCAUGGCAGAGUUUGAAAUUGCGUUUCGGCCGGGCGCGGUGGCUCAAGCCUGUAAUCCCAGCACUUUGGGAGGCCGAGACGGGCGGAUCACGAGGUCAGGAGAUCGAGACCAUCCUGGCUAACACGGUGAAACCCCGUCU